Messenger RNA from Caenorhabditis remanei, 510 nucleotides. RefSeq lists its product as uncharacterized. The transcript has a single exon. The record is from RefSeq and is a predicted model, not a curated record. Lineage: Eukaryota; Metazoa; Nematoda; Chromadorea; Rhabditida; Rhabditidae. Bases 1 to 510 code for a protein of 169 amino acids.
AUGACUUCACAGCCAAAUCUCUCCACCAAAUCCACAAGCAGACCUACAAUCUUGUAUGAUCUCUCAAGAGUGCGGGAAACUCAUAUUCAAAUUACCGCCAAGGAAGCAAGCGCGCUCCGUCGGACCCAACUCCUCCGCGGCACGCACACUCUCUCGCCGCCACCUUCUGGAAACUUCCCAAAAGUGGCGCGAAAACCACCGCACACAAACGAAGCGGCGCUCGCUUCUCAGUCGUUCCCAAAAGGACACUCAACGGAUGGUCGACUCCUUCUGUCGUCUCCCACAACAACAACUCGUCGUCCGGACAACCAACAACAUGUCAACGACACCAACAACUACCAGCACGAGCACUUCGCUCCCUACCUUAGAGUAGCACCUCCUUGCCGUAUAAGGAGUGAGCAUUCUUUGGCUAUGGGUGAGAAGGGAAAGCUCUCGGACAAGCUCAACUACCAGCCAAGCCGAUCGCCAACUCACUCAUUCACAUGUCAAAGAUCUCUAAUAAAGAUGUAA